This is a messenger RNA of Aspergillus japonicus CBS 114.51, 3910 nucleotides long. RefSeq lists its product as uncharacterized. The coding region runs from base 235 to 3786 and encodes 1183 amino acids. The record is from RefSeq and is a predicted model, not a curated record. Lineage: Eukaryota; Fungi; Ascomycota; Eurotiomycetes; Eurotiales; Aspergillaceae. The transcript is spliced from 2 exons.
CACAGACCGACGAACGUGCACUAUUGUGUUGCCCCUAGUUUCUUGCCUGUGCUCUACAGUGCCAUGUUCAACUUUUAGCACUACUCUGCUUGGGCAUCUCCAUGUCCUCUUCACCCUACCGAUGAACCGCCCACCGCAUCCCUUCCCACUCCUGGCCCGAAUGACACGUUGUCGGAAUCUCGUCAACCCUCAAGCAAUCCUCAUGACGCCUCCAUUCGACUAAGAGAGCCGCAGAUGAACGAGGGACGGGCGAGCGGGGAGCUGGAGGGGAGCACGCUAGGCAGUAGCUCUCGAGAUGGAGAUAAGACAACAAGUCGAGCCCAGCGACGGACACACGGCCCCAGUGGAUUCUUUGUUGACUCAUCCUUCCUACCCAGUUCCAAGAGCUUGAAAAGCAGCCAUCAUCAACUCCUCCGCCGUUCGGGGUCAAAUCGGAAAGAGAAACGAGAAGCUCCUUCUGAACCGGGUCUGGAGGUGUCAAAGAGGCGAUCGCGAUUUCCGUGGAGUCGUCAGAAGGAACAGAAACCGGACUCGGCUGAGGGCCAAACGGCUGAAGAAGAAGCUACUGCUUCUUCGCAUGUGGCGGAAGAUGCGGCACCGCAUCAGGAGCAGGCAAAGACGGAGACGCCGGACAACCAGGCUGCCAUGGGCCUGGACAGGGAUUCCUUGCAGAUCGUCAAUCUCGCGCUGAAUUUGAGCGAGUCCCGAAAAAGGAACAGUCUAGGACGUUCGGCGUCCAACCGCUUUCCGGGCAAUCGGAGGCUGGUGUCGACCGGUCAGCCUGCUGCUCCUUACCCUGACAUUCAGCCGGUGACUUCUGCGGGCGGCCUUCACCACGGUAGCCCCCGACAUCACGAUGCAGUGCACAAGUGGAGCGAUCGCUACAACAAGCCCACCAUACCAGAAGGAGUGGCGGGAUUUCCGGCCCAUGCCCCAUCCUCGGUGCUCAGUCUCCUGCCCCAGUCGAUUGAUUCGGAAACUUUGCCAUCUGGGAUUUCAGAGAGCACUCUUAUCCGGGCUGAGAAGGCCCGCCGUCAUUUUGAGCUGCUCUCCGAAUACCUACGGCUUCUGUCGUCGCUUCCGCCUCUGGAGCAUCUCGACCCGUCCGCUACAGAUUCGGUAUCAGUCGCGAGUAAUGGCGAGCUCUCCGCCAGAAGAUACAAUCCUCUCCAGUGUAUCCGUAACAGGAAAGUGAGAUUUCGCGAGCGAUGCAGUAUUGAUACCGAAGGUGAAGGAUGGUAUGACACCGAACGGGUACACGAAUGGGUUGACUCUGUGGAGUCGUUGUACAGCCAUCGCAAUCACAGCGCCGUGGAACGUCUACAACUUCCGUCGUUUCCAAAAUCACGGAAACAUGUGCCUCCAGAACAUCAGCUGGAUAUUGAUCAUCUUGCAGCCUCUCCUCCUUCGAGCCUGAGGCGUGCUAGCCGUACUAGCAGUGUCAAAGCCCGUAGGCCGCGAUCAGAUUGGGUAAUUGAUCCGGCAGAAAUGCUUUCCGAUGCUGCGUGGGUUGAAGACGAUCACAACAAGAGCAAAUUGGUUGACAAGGACGGAAACCUCCUUUAUCCGAACCCGAAUAUACUGAUCGAUGUCGGUAUGGAUGAUGCCAAUCUCAGUCUGGAGGAGAAACUGCAACGUCAUCGACAAUCCAUGGACUCGGAGCAAUACAUUUCGCGUGCAUCUUUAUCCGACGCUCACCCUAGUCUGACAAGCGGUGCACGUGGAAGGCAACGGCACAGGUUUCGGACUUCCGGUCGCAGCACGCAUGAUAGCGAUGUCUCCGUCAAGGAUUUGGAGCCGGGAAGCCGCAAGCUUGGCUUGUUUAGUAGCUCUGCGAGCACGUCCAGCGCGGAUGACCGGCUACACCGUUACAUGCACGCUGACAGGACAAUAUCUCCUGGGAAAUAUAACCCGCCAACGCUGGGUGCAUUCCAAACAAGGAGCUCUGGGGCGAUCUCUGAAGAUGACAGUCUCACAGGGAUCAGGUAUAGCCCGAGCCAUGGCCCCCUUCCCCGCCAUAGAACUGGGGCCCGCGCUAGAUCAGAGGGGAAGCGAAGCUCUAUGUCCUCUGUGCCGAGCAUCGAUGAUCGUUACGACACUUUGACGAACAUGGCAACCCUCGAUAACAAGUCCUCUGGUAUUCAUUCCCAGUUGGGGUUCUUCCCUAGUAUUGCAAGCAAUCUAUCUCCCCCGUCAAGCCGGUCUCCAUCACCUUCUAAGGGACGCUUUUCGCGGGCCCGUGGCUCGCGUCACGAGCGCAGCAAGAGCAACAUUCGCGCCAAGGACAACGUCGAUGAGAAUUUACCAGACACGGACGGUGUACGUCAACAUAGCGUGUCGGAAGCCACGGGUCGCCUUGGAUUCGAACCCAGUCCCCUUACCUACCAGACUACGUCAUCCACGUACCAGGAUGAAUUUGAUAAACCUCAAUAUCCGAUGCGGAAGGACACCGCUCAAACAGAGUCAAGGCUACGUGGCAUUCUCAAAGGACCUGGGAAGAUAGCCGAAAAAGUCGGCAAUGAGAUGUCGAAAGUCGGCGAUCGUAUCAUGAAGAAAGAUUCGAUGGCGAUGGCACGCAAGACCUCACUUUCUAGCCUAAGCAGUUCGGACUCCGACAAUCCUGAUGAGGCCGAGGAGAUAAAAGGCGACAAGACGACAGGCGCCAAAUCUCUUUUACGUCGGUUGCCUGCGUUUGCAGAUGAUGGCACUCGCCCUUCGCGCAAGAAUCUGGAAAGAGUCGGUACACAUAACGAGGCGUUGCUGUCGCCACAUUUAUCGGCACCUGCUGGACAGGAGCAGUUUACUCAACUUCAAAGCUCUGAUUCAACCGACUUGACAGGCCACUCUACGGACACUAAUAUUUACCACAACAUGGACGGCUCCCAGAGGGAUGUUGGGAGUUUCUCCGCAUCCCUCUCAAGCAAUACAAAUGUCCACGCACCACCCACGCGCCUCGAGAAAUUGUUCGGACCCGAAAUACAUACAAUCCGGGAACAAAUCCAGAAAGGCCGGAUCAAGGAUCAAUCUGUACCUUUCAGUCUCACCCGACCACCUAUUACUGGUCUUGCGCAGGCCAAGGUGGAAGCUUCCCCAGCGUCGCAAAACAGGCGCCCUGUGUUAGAUGCCCAGUCCAAAAGCUGGAGCAUCUCCAAUCGCAGUCUCUCCACUGCCCUUGUCAGUGGUAUCCCUGGAAAACGCGAGGUUGAACGAACUCGAGCACUGCUCCUUACUUCGGGAAUCAAGGCCCGGGAAAUCACCCGCCGGGCCGGCACUGUGCGUGAGCCACCUCCUGAGUUCCUUCUGCGCACAUAUGGUGAUGCCUCCGUACCCGUGCCACGGGUGACUCGACUCUGCGAGUAUGAUGCAGCGGCGCAGGGACUACUCCAGAGAUUUGAGGAAACCAACCGUGCUUUCCGGCAGGCCAUGGACAACUUUUCGGGCUCAGUGUCAUCGCCACUGAAUGCUCAGCUGAGCAGACUCGAGAAGAUAGUCAAUGAGAGCAUCAGCCCUCGCGUUCAGGCAGCGACGCAAGAUGCCGAAGAUCUGAGCAUUCAGCUCAACACCACCAGCACCCUUGCGGUGAAGCAAUUGAGCGAUACCCUCGACAAAGGUAUGCGCAGGCGUCAUCGCAGGUUGCGCUGGGUCCGACGUACCGGGUUUGUCAUGCUCGAGUGGGCGCUCGUUGGUAUGCUGUGGUGGGUCUGGCUCAUCGUCAUGGCUUUCAAGGUGCUUCGGGGCAUCUUUCGAGGAUUUCUCUCGGGCGUUCGGUGGAUUCUGUGGCUGUAAUUGCAGAAACGGAUUGACUCGGGUCAGUCAAUGUCCAGGCCAUAUUCUUCUGUUUCGUACUUUCUAUUUCUUUGUACUAUACAUUUUUAAUUCCGAGUAUCUGCAUAAUAGUGAUGUCUUGUAA